This is a messenger RNA of Drosophila subobscura, 1510 nucleotides long. RefSeq names its product forkhead box protein I1. The coding region runs from base 45 to 1487 and encodes 480 amino acids. Gene Ontology annotation, molecular function: RNA polymerase II cis-regulatory region sequence-specific DNA binding; DNA-binding transcription factor activity, RNA polymerase II-specific. Gene Ontology annotation, biological process: cell differentiation; anatomical structure morphogenesis; regulation of transcription by RNA polymerase II. The record is from RefSeq and is a predicted model, not a curated record. The transcript is spliced from 4 exons. NCBI's taxonomy places the organism in Eukaryota, Metazoa, Arthropoda, Insecta, Diptera, Drosophilidae.
ACAGGUACAUUCGACUCACGUUUCUCCAAUAGUUACCGUACACAAUGUUAACGUACCAGAAUUCAUUUCGAAAGAGCAACGCUCUGAUGAAGUGCAACAAUAAGGUGCAAAAACAAGACGACUCUGAUGAAGAGCGCGAGUUAACUAAUCUCAACUGGCUCUUGCGAAACCAAAACUUAACAUGGCCGAAAACAAUUGACACAGUCAAUGAAGACGAUUUAGAUACAAAUUUGAAUGCGAAAAUAAUACCACAGGGGAUACAUCUACGAACGCUAAAUCGACGGGAUGAACAAAUUAAACACGUUUACUCCGAAGAGAGCUCACAAAAAAAAAAAGUCUCUAGGUCGAACAUACUUUCCGAGUACAAAAUGCUACCACCGUCAGCAUUACCCAAGCGUCCUACUCCAGCGGAACGAUAUGAAAUCUUUAUUAACAAAAUCAAACGGGACUUGUCAGAAUAUGAAAAGUUAGCAUCAAAGUAUGAAACGGACGUGACGGAAAAGCCACCAUUUAACUAUUCACAUAUAAUUGGAAUGGCAAUGCUUGUAAAUGGGCGGGUUACUUUGCAGCAAAUAUGUGCAUGGAUUGAAUCAAAGUUUGCAUUUUUUCGUGUGCGAAAAAGGUGGAAUAACUCGAUUAGGCACAACUUGUCGCUUCACCAUUGCUUUCGUAAUCGAAAACGCGAGGAGAAGGGGAAAGGUGGUUACUGGGAGCUGGGAGUGGACCCAAAAAAAUGUGAUAGGAAGCGUAUACGCAAUCGAAAAUUGUCACAUCAAAAAUUAAAUCAAACACCUAAAAGAAGUUGGGCGCACUGGAAUAACGCUUACUCCGAUAUUCAAAGCAUUUCGGGCGAAUGUAAUCAACAGGAACCAAUACAGCUUGGGGCAUCCAAUCAAAAUACUUAUAGAAGAAGCUAUAAAAUGCCUAAACCAAAUGCCUUAGCAGAAAACAAGGAACCGCAGAACCUUGGGUCUACCUGUAAAAGUUCUCAGGUAGACGAUAUGGUUACCACCUCAUUUAGAUCUAAUAUGGACCCAAUGACAACAAUGGCGGACGAGGAAAUUUGUCAACAACAAUAUGAGCUUGGAACAAUUAUUAUUAGCACCACUGAAAUUGUCGACGAGUCAAAUGGUUUAAAUUGCCUUAUAACUGACAAAUUAGGAUGUACUAACAUGCAGGUUUACAGGGAGGACGACAUCCUCACGUUUAAUGAAAGCCUAAAUAACACUACUAUUAUGACACCUGUCCUUGCUUCAACAUCAGCAAAUUUAGAUGAUCAUGAUGAGCAAGAUGGAACUUUGACAACAUCUGCUAUUUGCAGUCCUGUACAUCCAAGUAGCAUUACUAUUAAUUACGACUACACUAAUUUUCGACCCCUAAUGGAUAGCAUUGAUGAGCCGUUUCAUUACCUCCAAAGCACUGCCGAGUUCGGACGCAGCGAUGAUAUGUUAGAUAACCUUCUUGACGUUUGUGUAACACACUAUUAAAACUAUGAUUUUAUACAUACAUA